Messenger RNA from Lachancea fermentati, 2655 nucleotides. Lineage: Eukaryota; Fungi; Ascomycota; Saccharomycetes; Saccharomycetales; Saccharomycetaceae. The record is from the annotation of a GenBank genome assembly.
AUGAAGUUCUCUCAUUCGUUGAAGUACAAUGCGGUCCCUGAGUGGCAGGAGCAUUACCUGAAUUAUUCGCAGCUGAAAAAACUCAUCUAUUCGCUACAGGCCCAGGAGUUGCAGCUUCUUGGCGGAGGAAGUGGAGAAAACGGACAAGAACCUAGCACUUUGGAGGGCUCGUCUAAGAGGUUACAACGGUUCAAGGACAAAUUCACGUCCAAGAAGGACCAGGAUAAGAAGAACCAGAACCCCUUUGGUGAUGACGUUCACGUAGAAACUCUGGAGCUUUCCGACAUGAAGAAAAAGUCAAAGACUAAAUUGCAGUCUUUGAUGGAUUUCGAUCGUCGGAGCUCCAUUUCCAGUGACCGGACGCUGUUUAAUCCCCAGGACACAUUCCUGAGUAAACUGACGGACGAAAAGGUUAAGAUCGAUGAGUUCUACAAGAAACUUGAGGCGCAGUUGUACCGUCGAUUUAACACUUUGGUGAUGGAUUUGGAGAAAGUGGGCGCGGUAAGGGUUGAAAGCAGCUUUCAUGAUGAAGAUCCGGACCGUCAAAACGAAACUGGAACCUUGCACAAGAGGCAGCCUUCAGAAACUGCCAGUGGUAGCCUUUCUAGACCUAUUACUGGCGACACGUUUUUGGAGCAUGGCUCAGAGUUUGAAGACGAGGAGGAAGAAGAAGACGAAGCCAACAUCCGCGAAAAUACUGCAUUGCUGACUUAUUCAGACUUCACCGUGAAAUCACAGAAGCGUACCAUUCUGAAAAAGAACAUUAUUGAUCUUUACGUUGAUCUCGCGCAAUUGAAAUCUUUCAUUGAAUUGAACCGCAUCGGGUUUUCCAAAAUCACCAAGAAAUUUGACAAGACGUUAAAUUGUCAUGUUAGAGAUGAACUCAUAGAGUCGAACGAGUUUUUCAAAGACACAUACGUUUUCCAGAAAGAAACCCUGGAUAACUUAGACGCGAAGAUAAAAAAAGUCAUUGAAUUUUAUUCGGUUAUCACAGAGAAUGACAUAUCUUCCAGUAAAGAAGAGUUGAGAGGCUACUUGCGCGAUUUCAUCGUAUGGGAGAGAAACACUGUAUGGAAAGACAUGCUAGGACUGGAAUCUCAAGCCAAUACACUAUCCUCGGCCGGAAGACCAGGCGCAAAUGGUGAUAUUACCAAUUUGGAUAAUCAUGUCCACUUGGAGUACUAUUCCUGGAGCUUACCAAGACCUAUUAACUUUAAAUUCUUUGUUUGGGAGAAAGUAAGCGUCCCUAAGCUUUUUUUCACCGUAAAAUCCUUGAAGAUUUUCAUCAUUGUUGUGAUCACGGCAAUUUUACUAGGUGUCCCAACUUUCACGGAUCAAGCAGAACACCGCUGCAUGGCUCUUGUUGAGUGCGUUGCCUUCCUAUGGGCUUCUGAAGCAAUUCCUUUAUUCGUCACGGCUUUCCUGGUCCCACUAUUGGUGGUUCUAUUCCGUGUGUUAAAGAAUACAGAUGGCUCAGUUAUGAGUGCUGCAGAUGCUUCAUCAAAAGUUCUAGCGGCUAUGUGGUCCUCAACAAUCAUGGUCUUGCUCGCUGGGUUUACACUUGCAGCUGCACUCUCUAAGUAUAAUGUUGCUAAGGUGUUAGCUUCUUAUUUGCUAACUUUUGCGGGUACGAAGCCAAGAAAUGUCUUAUUGAUGGUCAUGUCAGUUGUAUUUUUCUUGUCAAUGUGGAUCUCGAAUGUUGCGUCACCUGUUCUGACAUAUUCAUUGAUUCAACCAGUUUUGAAAUCUUUAAGUGCAGACUCACCUUUCGCGAAAGCCUUAGUUUUGGGUGUUGCUCUUUCAGCUGAUGUUGGCGGUAUGUCUUCUCCUAUCUCAUCUCCUCAAAACAUUAUUUCGAUGGAUUACUUGAAACCUUAUGGUGUUGGUUGGGGCCAGUUUUUCGCUGUUGCUUUGCCUUCAGGAAUCUUGUCCAUGCUGCUCAUUUGGGUCCUAUUAAUAUUCACAUUCAAGAUUAACGAUACUCCAUUGAAAAAGUACACCCCAAUCAAAGAAAAAUUCACAUUAAAGCAGUACUAUGUUAUAUUUGUCACUCUUGGUACGAUUAUAUUAUGGUGUGUUCUGACUAAAAUAGAAGGAGCCUUCGGAUCAUCCGGCCAAAUUGCAGUGCUUCCUAUCGUGCUUUUCUUUGGUACCGGUCUCUUGAGCACGCAGGAUAUCAACAAUUUCCCCUGGUCAAUUGUUAUUUUGGCAAUGGGUGGUAUAGCUUUGGGUGCAGCCGUUUCUUCUUCGGGGUUGUUGUCGACCAUUUCCACCGCUCUGGAGAGACGCGUUAUGGAAUAUCCAACCUACGCUAUUCUCAUCAUUUUCGGUGUGGUAAUGUUGGUUGUUGGUACCUUUGUAUCUCAUACCGUUUCUGCCAUUAUCAUUAUUCCCUUAAUGCAAGAAAUCGGAGAUAAACUCAGCAAUCCAAAGGCGGCUCCCAUUUUGGUCUUUGGUUGUGCCUUACUUGCAUCUUGUGGUAUGGGACUUGCAUCAUCAGGCUUUCCCAAUGUCACAGCAAUUUCUAUGACGGAUGAAGUAGGAAAUAGAUAUUUGAGCGUCAACACGUUCAUCACUAGGGGUGUCCCUGCUUCGUUCUUAGCAUUCGUGUGUGUUAUCACAUUAGGCUAUGGUAUUAUGAACUCUAUAUUGUAG